Molecule: messenger RNA, 1980 nt
Organism: Phytophthora infestans T30-4
Lineage: Eukaryota; Oomycota; Peronosporomycetes; Peronosporales; Peronosporaceae
Product: calcineurin-like phosphoesterase, putative
Exons: 2
Coding region: 1-1980 (659 amino acids)
Molecular function (GO): acid phosphatase activity; metal ion binding
Source: RefSeq, a predicted model, not a curated record
AUGCCGGACGCGCCGCUGGAACGGCGCGCGUUCCUCGUUCCUGUGUCUCCACUCUCUGAAGACACACGCCCCACCUCGGACGUGCAGAUGCGUCCCCGCAAAGCUUCGAACAAACUCCGCAGGUCACCUCUUCAGUGGCUCGCAGCACUCCUGGUCAUCUCGGGGCUCGUGCUCGUCCUCACACUGCUUUACGCGACCGGUAGCUCGUCCAAGUCGUUGCGUGAUGACCAGAAAGACUUGGAGAUCCGAGAUGCACACAAUAUUCCACGCCGUCUGGCUCGAUUCGACGUAAAUCAGACCCUUCUGGACAAUUUGGACACUGUGAGCGUCUCCUUUGAGUACAAACCGCCCCAGCCCGAGUUCUACAGCCAGGACAGAGUCGCUGUUUACUGUGUAAGCCUGACUGACGAACUCUCAAAUCGCACACUAGAUGUACUAGAGUCUAUUGACUUGGUUCCCACUAAUGGCAAUGGGUCGGGGGUGGUGGAGAUCGGGCCGUUAGUUAACAUGCGGUGCUCGUGGCUGCUGCGGUUCAUCACAGUGGACGACCAGGUGCUGGGGGAGAGUAAAUUACUGAGGUUUAAACACGGAGCGACGCAGCCGCUGCAGGUGCAUUUGGCCUUGACGCAGAAUGCGGACGAGAUGAGAGUCAAGUGGGUUAGUGCCAAUGUCUCCAACCCCGUGGUGACGUUUGGAGAGCAGAAGAGCAAGUUGCACAGAGUUGAGAGGGCCACGCAGAGCAGCUACAGCGCCGAGGAUAUGUGCAAUGGUUUGGCGACAGCAAAAUAUCCACGAUAUUAUAGAGACCCAGGGCAGAUUUUUGACGCUGUUAUGACGAAACUGGAAGCGGGGAAGCGAUACUUUUAUCAGGUUGGGGAUGAGAACGGAGAGCGAAGUGACAUCCAUGAGUUUCGGAUGCCUCCGCCUACGGGGAGAAAUAGCGUACAGACGGACGAAGAGGGAUCGAGUAUGAGCUUCUUUGUUUAUGGCGACCUGAACUCUCCUGUUCGGGCGACGGAUAAUUUUGCCGAAGACAAUGGCGAAUGUGGCACUACGAUGCAACUGAUUCGCGAGGAUAUGGAACGAGCUGCUGCCGAUCCGAAUUAUGGAUACCAAGAAGGAGUGACGAAAGAUCACAUCAAGUGGCCAUCACAUCCGACGUUUGAAAAGGAAGGCACUCAUGGCUACGACUCCUUCGGCGAAUGUGGUGUGCCCUCGUCUAAACGCUUCCACAUGCCGGAUAACGGAAAUGGUGCCUACUGGUACAGCUUCGACACGGGGCUUGUGCACCACGCGGUAGUGAGCAGUGAACACGAAUUUGCACGGGGUUCUCCACUGCACAAUUGGCUGGUGAAUGAUCUCAAGUCUGUCGAUCGCUCAAAGACGCCGUGGGUCUUUGUAUAUAUCCACCGACCACUGUACUGCUCUGUGGCCUACUCGGGUGACUACUACCGAUCUUUAUUGUUCCGUGAUGAGCUUGAACAGGAGCUGGCUGACUACCACGUCGAUGUCGUGUUCGCGGGUCAUUAUCACUCGUAUGAACGCACAUGUCCCGUGUUUGGAAAUCGUUGCAUUGAGUCUCCGAGCGGCAAGGCGAUGGCUCCAGUACAUCUUAUGAUUGGCUCGGGGGGAUACCAAGUGGAUGAUGCCGGUUUUUACCGAUCACGCUGGCGCGAGCAGGGCUUUCUCGAGCACGGCUACGGUCGAGUGCACAUUUACAACUCGACCCAUCUGCACUUUGAGUUCGUAUCUAAUCUUGAACGUCAAGUCAAAGACGAGACGUGGAUCGUGUCGACACACGACUGGCCCAGCAAGCGCGAGCGGUAUCCUCCUGGAUAUUUUCCAGCACAGGAAAUUGCAGGCUUUGGGGCUGCUGCAAUCUUGGCUUUACUAGCGUGCUAUGCUGUGCUGAUGCCAGCAAUACGCCGAGCUCGAAACACCAAGUAUAUGCCUGUACCACCGAUUCAGUUUUCGAAAUAG